Messenger RNA from Nothoprocta perdicaria, 753 nucleotides. RefSeq names its product ADP ribosylation factor like GTPase 13A (gene ARL13A). Gene Ontology annotation, molecular function: GTPase activity; GTP binding. The record is from RefSeq and is a predicted model, not a curated record. Gene Ontology annotation, biological process: receptor localization to non-motile cilium; non-motile cilium assembly. Bases 1 to 753 code for a protein of 250 amino acids. Gene Ontology annotation, cellular component: non-motile cilium; ciliary membrane. Lineage: Eukaryota; Metazoa; Chordata; Aves; Tinamiformes; Tinamidae. The transcript has 6 exons.
AUGUUCCACCUCUUCUCGCACUGCUGGUCCUGGCUGCGGGCGGUGCAGGAGCCGCUCAGGAAGGUCACGCUCCUCGUUGUGGGCCUGGACAAUGCGGGUAAAACCACGCUGGUCACGGAGCUCCAGAGAGCGCUGGCCGGCGAGGCGCUGCCCGCUGCCAUUCCCGGCCAGACCCACCUCCGCGUGGACCGCUUCGAGGUGACGCUGGUGGACGUGCCCGGGGCGCAGCGGGCGCGYGGCGCCUGGCGCGGCCACUACGGCGCUGCCCACGGGCUGCUCUUCGUGCUCGACGCCAGCGCCCGUGCGCGCAUGGAGGAGGCCAGGAAGGCCUUGGCCCGCRUCCUCAGCCACCCCAAGGUGUCCGGGAAGCCGCUCUUGCUCCUGGCCAACAAGCAGGACGAGGCGGAYGCGCUGCUGCCCUGCGAGCUCAUCGAGUGCCUCUCCCUGGAGCAGCUGGCGAACGCCAACAGGUCCCCGUGCCGCGUGGAGGAGGGYGGCAAGGGCGCCGCGGGGAGGAAGAGGAAGGUGAAGGUGAGGAAGAAGGGCUCCGGGCUGGCCAGGGGCUCUGCGGAGGAGACGGAGGGCCCUGGAGCAGGGGCUGGARCCGGGCUGCUGCCCACCAACAGAGUCGGGCAGGAGGAGCCGGUGCCYGCGGGCACGGCUGCCCCCCAGGCAGACCUGUACCGCCGGGCCAUGCUGGCUCUGAAGAUGAGGCAGGAGCAGAGGAAGCAGCCGGCURCCAUCGCCCCCUGA